Molecule: messenger RNA, 1583 nt
Organism: Cotesia glomerata
Lineage: Eukaryota; Metazoa; Arthropoda; Insecta; Hymenoptera; Braconidae
Gene: Tsen2
Product: tRNA-splicing endonuclease subunit Sen2
Exons: 4
Coding region: 163-1452 (429 amino acids)
Biological process (GO): tRNA splicing, via endonucleolytic cleavage and ligation; tRNA-type intron splice site recognition and cleavage
Cellular component (GO): tRNA-intron endonuclease complex
Molecular function (GO): tRNA-intron lyase activity; nucleic acid binding
Source: RefSeq, a predicted model, not a curated record
CGCGCAGUUAACAUUUUUCUGCCGGCUGGGUUAUGUUUACCAAGUCAAAGUAUAUUCGUAAAUUAUGUUUAGGUGAAUAUUAUAUAUUAUAAUGUUGGAUAGUUAAAUUUUUAAUAAUUAGUCAGUAAAGUUUAUAAAAAUUAAUCUGUCAAGAAAGAAGAAAUGAAUUUAAAAGAACCGAGACGUAAAAGGCGAGUUUAUCAGCAACAAUAUCCUCCUUUGCCAGUUUGUAUUGGUAAAAAAGAUCAAUGGAUUAUUUACACAGCUCAUCUAGGAGUUGCUAAUGCUUGUAUUUCUGAUCCCCAAGAAAUGAAAGCUGUUCAUAAUAUGGGGUUUUUCGGAAAAGGUUCGCUGUCAAAGUCAGUGCCAAAAUUUAACGUCAGACGUUUCGGAGCACCACCGAUAGCACGGGAACGUCAGUGGAGACGUCGCAAAGAAUGGCUAGAAGAAGUAAAACAACUGUCAACAUUCCCGUUGAAUGUCAAAAAAGAAAAUGAGGAAAAUUCUAAAGAAGAAUUAAUUCAUUUAGACAGUGACACAAAUGAAAUAGAAUCGCCGCAAGAAAAUAAGCCGAUGAAAGUAUCCACCGACCAGGAUGACGAUCUUAAAAUAAUUGAAUCAAAAAUUCAUACUCCUGAAAUAGAUGAAGUUGUUUUGGACUCUACUGAAGAGGAGGAAGUUUGUGAAAUAAUAAAGACUGAGCGAACCCGCAAUGACUCCCAGGAUGAGAUCUGUGUUCUCAAUGAUCUCCAGAGUCAAAAUGAUUUUUCACCCAGUCCGACGGAGGAAAUUGAAGAGGUCGAUGCUGAUGAAACGCUGGUCCUGCCAGACAGUGACUCAGAUACUGAAAAUUAUUUGAAUAAUGUAAAUCCUCGGGUUGAAACAGGCGGAUUUCCUCUAGCUGAAACUCUUCUGCUGAGUUUCGAGGAAACUUUUUUCCUCAUGUUCGGACUAGGGUGUCUGCAAUUAAUGGAUUAUCAAGACAAGGUCAUUUCUAUCGCCGAUGCAUGGACACACUUUAAUCAGGAUAAAUUAUUCUUGCCUCGCUAUAUUGUUUAUCAUUACUUUCGGAGCAAAGGAUGGGUUGUCAAGUCUGGAUUAAAAUACGGUUCUGAUUUUAUGUUAUAUAAACAAGGACCACCAUACUAUCAUGCAUCCUACCUGGUAGUUGUUGAAACCGUAGAUGCAGAUACGUUGAUACGUGACGACAGUAGAUGUACCCGUAAAAUGGAUUGGAAAAAUUUGUAUGAAUUAAAUCGACUGUGCGAAGUCACUGCUAAGGAAUUGUUAAUCGCGCAAGUGUUGUGGCCAUCGUCAGUCUCACUAACUAAUCCAGUACCUUUGGAGUCACUGUCGGAAUUUACAGUUCGUGAAUUGCUCUGGAGAAGAUGGAAAAUGAAUGAAAAGGAUGACUCGGCCACCAAUGACGAGAGCAGCGAUGAUUCGUCGUGAUUUAUAUUAACUAAUUGUUAAAGAAUUAUACAUUUAUAUUUAAUAAGCUAUCAAAUAAGGUAGAUAUUUUUGUACAUGGUAUCUAGUUAAUUAUUAUUUAACAUCUUAAUAUACAUUAAUCUUCAGAAUAA